Molecule: messenger RNA, 646 nt
Organism: Eubalaena glacialis (North Atlantic right whale)
Lineage: Eukaryota; Metazoa; Chordata; Mammalia; Artiodactyla; Balaenidae
Gene: MGST2
Product: microsomal glutathione S-transferase 2
Exons: 5
Coding region: 91-546 (151 amino acids)
Biological process (GO): leukotriene biosynthetic process
Cellular component (GO): nuclear envelope; endoplasmic reticulum; membrane
Molecular function (GO): glutathione peroxidase activity; enzyme activator activity; leukotriene-C4 synthase activity
Source: RefSeq, a predicted model, not a curated record
AGGUCAGCCUUGCCAAGUCGAGAGUGCCUCUGUUAUCUUCCCCUCGGUUUCUGCGAAUAGUCCCGUGAACCAGAACUUUCCGCAUGAAAGAUGCCCGGGAAUUCAAUCUUGCUGGCUGCUCUCUCUGUCCUCUCUGCCUGUCAGCAAAGUUAUUUCGCUUUGCAGGUAGGAAAGGCGAGAUCAAAAUACAAAGUUACACCCCCAGCAGUCUCUGGGUCACCAGAAUUUGAGAGAAUAUUUCGUGCACAACAAAACUGUGUGGAGUUUUACCCAAUAUUUAUGAUUACAUUGUGGAUGGCUGGAUGGUAUUUCAACCAAGUACACCAGACAAGUCUGGUGUACAUAUAUGUCCGUCACCAGUAUUUCUGGGGAUACUCAGAAGCUGCUAAAAAAAAGGUAAGGAACACCCAAGAAUUGAUCACUGGUUUCCGGUUGAGUCUGGGGCUUUUGGCCUUGUUGACUGUCCUAGGCACCGUGGGGAUUGCAAACGGCUUUCUGGAUGAAUACCUGGACUUCAAUGUUGCCAAGAAACUGAGGCAUUUCUAAUGUUCCCCCCUCCCUUUGCUCAAAUGCUUGCAGAAGAUGUUUCCACUCUAAAGGUUAGAUGGUGCCACAUGUUCAAUUAAAAGAAGUAAGUCUCCUUUUU